AUGCAUCCUUUUUUAAUUCAUCAGAAAUUGGAAUAUCGGAUAUUUAUCGUUGAGCAGUAUGGUAACAAAACGUUCAACAAAGGGCGUGUGUUCAACGCGGGCUUCAAGGAGGUGAUGAAGUAUGAGCAGUGGAGGUGCAUAAUUUUCCACGACGUGGAUCUGCUGCCGCUGAACAGCCGCAUCCUGUACUCCUGCCCCUCCUUCCCGAGGCACAUGAGCCCCGUCUUCUUCAACAGCAAGGGAGUCAGAUUCUGGUAUGCGAUGUUUGGCGGCGUGACAGCGAUGACGCCUGCGCACUACGAGCAGGUGAACGGCCACUCCAACCUGUAUUGGGGCUGGGGCGCGGAGGACAAUGAUAUGUAUUGGAGGCUCCGAGGUGUGGGACUGCCAGUGUUCAGAUACGAUAAGAUUUACGCGCAGUAUUUAGCACUGCCACAUCAGAGAGAACCUGAGAAUCCAGACAGGUACAAACUGCUCCAUACAUCAAUAGACCGAUGGAAGUUGGAAGGUUUAAACGACAUAGAGUACAACGUGAUAUCCACUAAGUUAGAACAUCUGUACACGCAUAUUGUUGUUGAUAUAGAUAUCGACCCAUAACCGUUGUCAGAAACAUUAGGUGCAUUUAAAGAUGCAUAACAUAACAUAAGCAUAACAUAAUCUCACGACUAUCCCGAUGGGGUAGUCAGAAUUAAAUCCAUCGCAAGAUGAACUAACUACGGCCACACCUCACCGAGC
Molecule: messenger RNA, 735 nt
Organism: Pectinophora gossypiella (pink bollworm)
Lineage: Eukaryota; Metazoa; Arthropoda; Insecta; Lepidoptera; Gelechiidae
Product: beta-1,4-N-acetylgalactosaminyltransferase bre-4-like
Exons: 5
Coding region: 1-597 (198 amino acids)
Biological process (GO): glycosphingolipid biosynthetic process; carbohydrate metabolic process
Molecular function (GO): N-acetyl-beta-glucosaminyl-derivative 4-beta-N-acetylgalactosaminyltransferase activity
Source: RefSeq, a predicted model, not a curated record